GGUCUCUCUUGCGUCCUCGGACGCUCUCGCCCCGAGACGGCAUAGCGCCAACUCAGAGGUUGGUUUAGCUCGCCAUUGACACUUCACCUUGCCGCUGCAUCCAAAUAUCAUAAGCUUCCUCCAGCUCGAGCUGUCAUAUUCUGUUUUCUUUCCCCCCUUUUCCGCCUUUAUUCCAAGAUCCUGUAGCAUCCCGACCACUGCGAGUACCGAGAGAUAGAGAACAGGUCCCGGACGGUGAAAGACCCAAUUACUCCUCUACUCCCACCACCACCGUCGUCAUCAUCAUCAUGGCACCGACAGCUCUCGCCUCAACCAGCUCCGGACAGUCCAGCCCGGGCCGGCUGCGCAUCCUCGUGCCCGAAAAGGUGUCUCCCGACGGCCUGGCCCUGCUCUCCGGCGACUUUGACGUCGACACCCGCCCGGGCCUGUCCGCCGCCGAGCUGGUCGAGCUCAUUCCGUCGUACCACGGGCUCAUUGUCCGCUCAGAGACGAGGGUCACCGCCGCGGUCCUCCAGGCCGGCCGCCGGCUGCGCGUGGUCGCCCGCGCGGGCGUCGGCGUGGACAACAUCGACGUCGACGCGGCGACCAGGCACGGCGUCAUUGUCGUCAACUCGCCCGCGGGCAACAUUGUCGCGGCCGCCGAGCACACGGUGGCGCUGCUGCUCGCCACCGCGCGCAACAUUGGCCGCGCAGACCGCACGUUCAAGCAGGGCCAGUGGGAGCGCGGCAAGCUCGUGGGCGUCGAGGUCGGGCGCAAGACGCUGGGCAUCAUCGGCCUGGGCAAGGUCGGCAUGAAGGUCGCCCGCAUGUGCAUCGGCCUGGGCAUGAAGGUCCUCGCCGUCGACCCUUACGCCAGUCCCGCGCUGGCCAAGCAGGCGGGCGUCGAGCUGAUCCCCGGCGGGCUCGAGGAGCUGCUGCCCCUCGUCGACUUCCUCACCAUCCACACCCCGCUGCUGGCGUCGACGCUGGACCUGCUUGGCGAGGCCGAGUUCCAGAAGAUGAAGAAUACGGCGAGGGUGCUCAACGUGGCCAGGGGAGGAGUGUACAACGAGGCGGCCCUGCUCAAGGCCCUCGACCAAGGCUGGAUCGCCGGCGCCGGGCUCGACGUCUUCACCAAGGAGCCCCCGGAGCCAGGCAGCGUGGCGGCCGAGCUGGCGGAGCACGAAAAGGUCGUCUCGACGCCGCACUUGGGCGCCAGCACCGUCGAGGCCCAGGAAAACGUCAGCCUCGACGUCUGCUCCCAGAUGCUCACCAUCCUGCGUGGCGGCCUGCCCACCGCCGCCGUCAACGCCCCCUUGAUCCUCCCGGAGGAGUACCGCAAGCUGCAGCCCUAUGUCAAGCUCGUCGAGCGCAUGGGCGCCCUGUACACGCAGCACUAUGCCUCGGCCGGUCGGAACAGCGGCGGCCUGCUUGGCGGCACCAAGUUCGAGCUCGUCUACGAGGGAGAGCUGUCGGGCGUGUCCAACACGCGCCCGCUCUUUGCCGCCCUGGUCAAAGGGCUGGUGUCCGUCAUUACCGACUCGGGCGGGCGAGACGUCAACAUUGUCAACGCGACCCUCAUAGCCAAGGAGAAGGGCAUCGUCAUCAACGAGGUCCACGAGCGCGGCAGCAGUGACGACGGGUCAUCGUCCGGUGCAUAUGCGAGCCUGGUCACACUGCGUCGUGGCGCCAAUCGUAGCGGCGGACAGAUGAUCCAGGGCUAUGUGUCGGGCAAGAACAUCUACAUCUCAAAGCUGGGGAGGUUCACGUCGAGUUUCGUCCCCGAGGGCUCCCUGCUCAUCUUGCACAACUACGAUGAGCCGGGAAAGAUUGGCGGCGUGGGGCUGGUACUGGGCAAGCAUGGGAUCAAUAUCCGGUUCAUGCAGGUUGCUAGCCUGGAGGAGGAGGAGGAAAGCGGGCCCGAGGGGAAGGAGCCUGACGGAGGAGGCGCGGGCUUGCCAGCGCUCAUGAUCUUGGGCGUUAGUGGGACCGUCAGUCGUGCUGUCGUGGAGGAUCUCGAGCGGUCCGAGGGCAUCCUGGAUGUAAGCCUCGUGCAGCUCGAGGGUUAGACGACGCACACGGUUGAUAGCAUGCCACUAAGCGAACCGGACUUGCAACCGGGCUUGCAACCAGACUUGCAGAAAGGCUUAGCGAGCACAUGUGGGAGAAUGAAAACUGCCUGCUGC
Messenger RNA from Microdochium trichocladiopsis, 2165 nucleotides. Its product is annotated as phosphoglycerate dehydrogenase. The coding region runs from base 288 to 2048 and encodes 586 amino acids. The transcript is spliced from 3 exons. NCBI's taxonomy places the organism in Eukaryota, Fungi, Ascomycota, Sordariomycetes, Xylariales, Microdochiaceae. The record is from RefSeq and is a predicted model, not a curated record. Gene Ontology annotation, biological process: L-serine biosynthetic process. Gene Ontology annotation, molecular function: phosphoglycerate dehydrogenase activity; NAD binding.